UCUCAGGUGCGCUUCUGCUGGAAGAACUGGACGGGAACCAAGCAGGAGUGGAAAGACACCCUGGAUGCCUUCUCGGCCAUCUCCUCUGUGUGCUGAAGGGAAAAGAGCCGCCAUGCAGCCAGCUCAGGCGGGGGUGUCCUUCGAAGAGGUGGCCGUGAUUUUCACCCCGGGGGAGUGGAGGCUGCUGCGCCCAGCCCAGAGAGCUCUGUACAAGGAAGUUAUGCUGGAGAAUUUUGGGAACGUGGCCUCUCUGGGUCCUCUGAUCUGCAAGCCUGACCUCAUAUCCUGGCUGGAAGAAGACAAAGAACCAUUUCUCCUGGGCUGUGAUGGAUUGACAGGAGACGUGUGGCAGUCAGCGAAUGAAGCAGAAGAACACCCAUGGAUGGAAAAGGAGGAUACACCUUCAGACGUGAAAGAGAAGUUUGGAUAUUUGGAUGCACCAAGGAAGGAGAACAGGAACAGAUCCAGUCUUUUACAGGGAGAUGACUCUUUACAGCGAAAUAUAUGUCAAGGAGACAAUAGGAAUGAGUGCCGUGCAAGCAGGGAAAAUUCCACUGAAAUAUCAGUAAGUAGUUUUCAACAAAGGAUGUGGAACAGGAAGAAAAUACAUACAUGCUUGGAGUGUGGAAAGAGCUUUGGUAAGCAUUCCAGACUUACUUAUCAUCAAAGAAUUCACACAGAGAAACCAUAUAAGUGCCUGGAGUGUGGGAAAAACUUCACUGACAGUUCCAGUCUUGCUCGUCACCAAACAAUUCACACAGGGGAGAAACCCUAUAAAUGCCUGGAGUGUGGGAAAAGCUUCACUGUCAGUUCCAGUCUUACUUCCCAUAGAAGAAUUCAUAUAGGGGAGAAACCAUAUAAAUGCCCGGAGUGUGGGAAAAGUUUCAAUAAGCGUUCCAAGCUCACUGACCAUCAACGAAUUCACACAGGAGAGAAACCAUAUAAUUGCCUAGAGUGUGGGAAAAGUUUCAGUUGGAGAGAAAGUCUUACUUACCAUCAAAGAAUUCACACAGGGGAGAAACCACAUAAGUGCCUGGAGUGUGGGAAAAGGUUCACUUGCAGUUCCAGUCUUGCUCGCCACCAAACAAUUCACACAGGGGAGAAACCCUAUAAAUGCCUGGAGUGUGGGAAAAGCUUCAGUCAGAGUGGCCAUCUUAGUUCCCAUGAAAGAAUUCACACAGGAGAGAAACCAUAUAAAUGCCUGGAGUGUGGGAAGAGCUUUGGUCGAGCUUCCCUUCUUACUUUCCAUCAAAGAAUUCACACAAGGGAAAAACCAUAUAAGUGCCUAGAAUGUGAGAAAAGCUUCACUAACAGUUCCGGUCUUACUUACCAUCGAAGAAUUCACACAGGGGAGAAACCCUAUAAAUGCUCGGAGUGUGGGAAAAGCUUCAUUAACAGUUCCAGUCUUGCUUGCCAUCGAAGAAUUCACACAGGGGAGAAACCCUAUAAAUGUCUGGAGUGUGGGAAAAGCUUCACUGACAGUUCCGCUCUUGCUUCCCAUGAAAGAAUUCACACAGGGGAGAAACCAUACAAGUGUAUGGAAUGUGGGAAAAGCUUCAGUGAUAGUUCUACUCUUCGUUCCCAUGAAAGAAUUCACACAGGGGAGAAACCAUACAAGUGUAUGGAUUGUGGGAAAAGCUUCAGUCGUAGUUCUACUCUUCGUUCCCAUGAAAGAAUUCACAGGCGGAGAAGUCAAACAGAUGUCUAG
Molecule: messenger RNA, 1708 nt
Organism: Heteronotia binoei (common prickly gecko)
Lineage: Eukaryota; Metazoa; Chordata; Lepidosauria; Squamata; Gekkonidae
Product: zinc finger protein 160-like
Exons: 5
Coding region: 65-1708 (547 amino acids)
Biological process (GO): regulation of DNA-templated transcription
Source: RefSeq, a predicted model, not a curated record